CCUCUGCUGCUUUCGGCCGAAAGAUCGUCGCAUCCAUGCCAUGGGUGCAGCAUGCUCGACGGAGUGGGGCGACGAGGGGCUCGGCGGCCGAGGAGCCAAAGCGCAGGCUGCACAUAAGAGCCGAGCCCAUGAAACUGCCAGGCAUUGGCAUGACAAGAUGAUGAUGUCAGCAGCUUCACAGGCUCGUCUCAAGCCACAUGCUGUUUUUGAGGGCUCCCAACGCGGCGACACUCGACGAGUUCUUGCCGCCCUCAAUGCUCACGGGGACCCAAACUGCGUGAACUUCGGAGGCUACAGCGCUUUAAUGCUAGCGGUUGGAGGAGGCUAUAUGGAGGUGAUUGCAAUGUUACUGCAGGCCAGCGCCAAUCCCAAUGCUGGGAUCUCCGGGGUGACGCCGCUCAUGGUUGCUGCAGCUUCUGGGCAGGUGGAGGUUGCGCGGAUGCUCAUCAACUGUGGCGCAGCUGCAACCGGUGCUUGUGCAGCCCGGGGCAGGACAGCGCUGCAUAGGGCAGCAGAAAGAAGUCAUGCUGACGUGGCGCGACUACUCAUCCAGGCCGGAGCUUCAGUCGACAUUGGUGACUUCGAGGAGACCACGGCGCUGAUGUUGGCAGCGGCUGAGGGCCAUCCCGACGUAUUGAAGGUCUUGCUUUGCGCGGGUGCGUCGGUGUCGCUGGCAAACAGCGCCGGCGAAUCUGCACUGAGCUUCUGCGUGAGAAACAAGCAUGAGGCUUGCUUAGAGACCAUGCUUCGAGCUGGUGCCCCUGUGAAUGCCGCAAACCGGACCACAGGCAACACUGCACUUGCAGAAGCAGCCAAAGUUGGCAGUGAGGUACUUUGCCGCAGGCUCUUGCAGUACCAGGCGAAUGUGAACUCUUCCAACGCACGGGGGGAGACUCCCUUGAUGCUGGCUGCGACUGGUGGCCACGAUCAGGUGGCACGGAUGCUGCUGGUGGCUGGGGCGAAUACCGCCGCAGAGGAUGUCAAUGGUCACACUGCCAUCAUGCAUGCUGCUGGCAGCAGCGUGGCAGUGGUGUCGGCCUUGCUGGAUUUCGGAAGCAACCCAUCAGUGGUCAGCGAGGUGGACUGCAACACGGCUGCGACACUUGCUGCCCUGAAUGGCAGAAAAGAGGUUUACGAUCUUCUGGUACGGGCCGGAGCUUUCGUGCCUGUGGUGGAGGACACUGGCGACCGCGUAACAUGAGGGCCACACGGCGCUUCAGGUCUCAAAGCUGUGAACAGUUCAAAAGGAGCAGUUCCAGGGGCAAAGUCCUUUCGCUAAUGGAUGACGCAAAGAACAGUCCCAGCGCAACAGCCGCUCAGCAGGUUGGUUGUUUUAUGUCAAUCUGCUCGGCCGCUUGUCAUGUUGAGUCAGAACGUGGAGAAUUCGCUGGCUGAUCUUGAAUUGGGUGCAGUUCGUGCUACUGUGUGCCCUCCUCUAAAUGUUGAC
This is a messenger RNA of Effrenium voratum, 1447 nucleotides long. NCBI's taxonomy places the organism in Eukaryota, Dinophyceae, Suessiales, Symbiodiniaceae. The record is from the annotation of a GenBank genome assembly.